Ostertagia ostertagi is the source of this 453-nucleotide messenger RNA. The record is from the annotation of a GenBank genome assembly. NCBI's taxonomy places the organism in Eukaryota, Metazoa, Nematoda, Chromadorea, Rhabditida, Trichostrongylidae.
AUGAAGAUCGGAGACCUCGCCGCUGCCUCGUCAACCGCGAUCGACACCAUCCGCUACUACGAGCGCGAGGGCCUGUUGCCCGCACCGGGGCGCACGCAGGGGGGCUUUCGGGUCUACGAGCCGGCGCACCUGGAGCGGCUGCAGUUCAUCCGGUUCUGCCGCGGGCUGGACAUGUCGCUGGACGAGGUGCGCGUGCUGCUGCGGGUGAAGGACGAGCCGGCGGGUGAUUGCGGCGACGUCAACGCGCUGCUCGACGCGCACAUCGGCCAUGUGUCCCGCCGCAUCAAGGAGCUGCGGGCGCUGGAGAAGCAGCUGCGCGACCUGCGCCAGCGCUGUGGCGAGGCGCAGCGGGCUGACCAGUGCGGCAUCCUCAGCGGCAUGGCGUCGGCGGCGCAGGAAUCGCCCGCGGCGGCUCCGUCGGGCGGGCACCUGCGCUCGGUGCACUCCCACUGA